AAAGAGUUUCUUCGCUUUCCGAACCGUCUCAGUUGUCGGUGAGGCCGGCGGGGCGGAUCCCACACUAGAGAAAAUAUAACAAUAAAGCAACACAUCUAUUCUUCUUGCCUUAUCUGUGUACUGCUUUAACACCUUGCCCCCUGUGGAUAUAGGAUAUAAAGAUGCCCUCAGCAAUGAUUGGGAACAGGACAGUUCAGGCUGCGAGCCCAGAUGUGGGAUCCGCUCCAGCAUCAUUGGGCCAAAUCUCACUAGCGGGACAGUCGGAGGUUUUGAAACAGGUGCUGUGUGUCAUUGAGAAGAAGGUCCGCAACAUGGAGAAGAAAAAGGGCAAGUUGGAUGAUUAUGAAGCAAAGAAAAAUAAAGGGGAGCGUCUGAACCAGGACCAGCUGGACGCUCUCACCAAGUACCAGGAAAUCGUCAAUAACCUGGAGUUUGCCCGAGAGCUGCAGAAGGGCUUCGUCACGCUGGGGCAAGACAUCCAGAAGGCUGUGAAGAAGACGGUCCGGCGGGAGCAGCUGCAGCGUGAGGAGGUGGAGCAGAAGAGGCUGAAGAACGUUCUGGAGCUGCAGUACCUCCUGGACCGGCUUGGGGACGACUCGGUCCGUCAGGAGCUGAGGCAGGGGGUCGGGGGCUCUCCACUACUCACAGACGCGGACCUCAGCGCCCUGGACGAGUUCUACAAGCUGGUCGGGCCGGACCGGGACCAGAACGUCAGGUUGGCUGACCAGUAUGAGGACGCAUCUACGCACCUCUGGGACUUAAUGGAAGGGCGGGACAAGGCUGUGGUCGGAACAACAUACAAGGCGCUGAAGGAGAGCUUGGACCAGGUUCUGCUGAGUGGAUACUUCGACAAGGCUCCGGCCCACCAGAACGGAGUGUGUGAGGUGAGGGAGCUGCCACCGACGCAGCAGCAACAGGAGGUGGAGGAAGAGGAAGAGGAGGAUGAGGAAGAAGAGGAGGUGCCGGCGGGAGCCGCGGUCGAGCCGUCGGAGGUGCAGGAGCCCAGCGUUGAGCCAGAAGGAGAAGUCAUGGAGUACAUAGAGCCCAUCGAGGUGGAAGCCACAGAGUUUGUAAACAGACAGUUCAUCCCAGAAGGUACAUACCGGAAUAAUGACAAAGAGCAGGCGGGCGAGUGGGCCGCCGAAACAGAGGCCGUGGUCGUCAUGCAACAGCAGCAGGCGGUGAAGCCCCCACCCUCUGCUCUGCCCCUGGAGAGCUGCCCCAACCAGGGGUCCCCAGCCCCCGCCUCCCCGCCCAGCGACCCCCUGGUCCGGAAGCAGGUGGUGCAGGACCUGAUGGAGCAGAUGCAGGGAACGUACAACUUCAUGCAGGACUCCAUGCUGGAGUUUGAGGGACCGCCUCUUGACCCAGCCAUCGUAUCGGCCCAGCCGAUGAAGCCCCCUCAGAUUGUGGACAUGCCCCAGAUGGUCUGUCCGCCAGUGCGCACCGAGUCCCGCCUCUCGGCACCCAACGCCGUUCCUGUUCCAUCUGAGCCCACGCAAGUCCCCAUCGUCUCCCCUACACCCCCACCUAUGUACCAGACCCCCCACGCACAAGAGCCCAGGCCGUCAACUGAGUCCUUAGAAACCCUUCAGACCCCCUUGUCUUUGUCAGAGCAGGCCUCCACGGCCCUGUCCCCGGCCUCCCAGACGCAGGCGUUCCAGCCCGUCUCCAAGGCUCCCCACAGCAGUGGGAUCAACGUCAACGCCGCACCAUUCCAGUCCAUGCAGACAACUUGUCAGGUGUUCAACCUCAACGCCCCGAUCCCUCCGGCGAGUGAGACGGAGGCCUUGAACCAGGCCAGCCAAUACCAAAACAGCUACAGCCAGGGCUUCAGCAGCCAGGCCCCGCUCUCCGCGGAGCCCUCCGAGAUGCAGUCGGAACAGCUGCAGUCCGGUGAGCCCAACGAAGUCGGUGCCUUCCAUUCUCAAGACCAGUCGGGCGGCCAGCAGCUGCAGCAGGCCUCGCAGCAGGGCGCGGGCUUCAACCGCCAGGGGCAGUCCUUCUACAACAGCAGGGGCAUGGCUCGCGGCGGGCCCCGCAACGCCCGGGGCAUGAUGAACGGCUAUAGAGGCUCCUCCAACGGGUUCAGAGGUGGUUACAAUGACAAUUAUCGCACCCCCUUCCCCAAUACCGCUAACUCUGGAUACGGUCAGACUCAGUUCAACACGCCUCGGGACUACCCCAAUGGAAACUACCAACGGGACGGUUACCAACAGAACUACAAGCGGGGGGCAGGCCAGGGGCCCAGAGGAGCCCCCCGGGGUGGCGCUCAGGCCCUGCGCUCCUGAACUCCCUCUGAUAUUGACUGUGACUAACUUGCACCACACUGCAAAUUCAAAGAAUCAAAACGAUGUUUUGUUCCGGCUCAUUUAUGUUCAUUCUUUGUUUUUAAUCAGUGGUUGUUUCCUGGUUCUUUAUUGAGGUGUGUCCACGUUGACGGCAUAUAAUAUGAACGUUUAUAGGUUGAGUUUGAAAUGUAAAUCCAAUCAUGGGUUUUACGCUGGCCCACGUUCAAUGCUCCUGUAAACUUGAAAGAUUCAUUAAGUUAUUUUUUUGUAUGAAUAAAACACCUGCCACUGCUGGUCCAAACCUACAAAUUGUUUUCUCCCUUCUCAGCCCUUACUUUUAAUUUGUCUGUUUGGUUAUAAAGAACCUUUGUUAAUUUGAAUGGUUCCAUUUCUUUGUAAAUUGAUGUUGCUUCAAAAGUUUCAAUAAAGAUGUGUUGCAUA
Molecule: messenger RNA, 2732 nt
Organism: Gadus macrocephalus (Pacific cod)
Lineage: Eukaryota; Metazoa; Chordata; Actinopteri; Gadiformes; Gadidae
Gene: caprin1b
Product: cell cycle associated protein 1b
Exons: 18
Coding region: 162-2291 (709 amino acids)
Cellular component (GO): cytoplasm
Molecular function (GO): RNA binding
Source: RefSeq, a predicted model, not a curated record